Messenger RNA from Lethenteron reissneri (Far Eastern brook lamprey), 4631 nucleotides. Its product is annotated as alpha/beta hydrolase domain-containing protein 17B-like. Gene Ontology annotation, cellular component: plasma membrane; endosome membrane. Gene Ontology annotation, biological process: regulation of postsynapse organization; protein depalmitoylation. Gene Ontology annotation, molecular function: palmitoyl-(protein) hydrolase activity. Lineage: Eukaryota; Metazoa; Chordata; Hyperoartia; Petromyzontiformes; Petromyzontidae. The record is from RefSeq and is a predicted model, not a curated record.
GGAGGAGGGGGAAGCGAUGGCGCUGCCGUGCGUCUGAGCUCGGGGUCGCCGGGGUGUUCGCGUCGGCUGUAGAGGCUGGCUCGGUGGUGGGGGGGCCUGUAAAGUCGGCUUUGUGUUGAGGUGGUGGGGGGGGUGGGUGGGGAGAGAGCAGUCGAGUCGGGGUUGUUUUGGGUUCGAGUCGGAUUUAUAUCGCGUGAAGAUCCGAGCUGGGUUAGAUCGGUGCGGGUCGGAUUUGGAACCGGGAUCGGAGCGCGUCAGAUUGCCGUAGGGGGUCACCACGGGUCGCGCUUUUUGAGUCUUUUUGUCCGAUUCUGUCAAAGUUACAUCGGAUCGAGUGGGAUCGGAUCACAGAUCCGUUUAGUUCAGGGUGACGCCUGGCUAAGGGGGGGGGGGCACAUUGUGACAUCUCCAGGCUCAGGCCAGGGUGGUCCUUAUCGGUUCAAAUCGUUUCGAGUUUGGAUCGGAAGUCGUCAGCUCGGACAACGGCAGGGGCGAGGGGCCAUUCAGUCAUGAGCGCCGGCAUCUCCCUCAGCGAGCUUUGCUGCCUCUUCUGCUGCCCGCCAUGCCCCGGCCGCAUCGCCUCCAAGCUCGCCUUCCUGCCGCCCGAGCCCACGUACGGCCUCCUGGCGGACGAGACGGGGUCUCGUUGGAGUCUGCGACUCACCGACCGCGCCGAGUGGCAGUACUCCCGCCGCGAGCUGGACGCAAUCGAGGUCUCCGUCACCAGGACAAGCAGGGGCAGUCGGCUGGCGUGCAUGUUCGUGCGCUGCGCGCCGGACGCGCCGUUCACGCUGCUCUUCUCUCAUGGCAACGCCGUCGACCUGGGCCAGAUGAGCAGCUUCUACCUGGGGCUGGGCACGCGCCUCGGCUGCAACGUCUUCUCCUACGACUACUCGGGCUACGGGGGCAGCUCGGGGAAACCUUCCGAGAAGAACCUGUACGCCGACAUCGAGGCGGCCUGGCACGUGCUGCGCAACAGGUACGCGGUGCUGCCUGAGAACAUCAUCCUGUACGGGCAGAGCAUCGGCACGGUGCCCACGGUGGACCUGGCGUCGCGCUACGAGUGCGCCGCCAUCGUGCUGCACUCGCCGCUCAUGUCGGGCAUGCGCGUCGCCUUCCCCAACACGCGCCGCACCUACUGCUUCGACGCCUUCCCCAGCAUCGACAAAAUCUCUCAGGUGUCGUCGCCGGUGCUUGUGAUCCACGGCACGGAGGACGAGGUGAUCGACUUCUCGCACGGACUGGCCAUGUACGAGCGCUGCCAGCGCGCCGUCGAGCCCCUCUGGGUGGAGGGCGCCGGCCACAACGACGUGGAGCUCUACGGCCAGUACCUGGAGCGCCUCAAGCGCUUUGUGACGCAGGAACUGCCGCAGAGGAGCGUGCCCUGACCCCCGAAGGUCGCGGCCACCGCCGCCGCCACCACCACCACCGCUGCCAACAAAACCACAAAACCUUUGAAGGUUCCAGAGGAAGAGGGACUGGCAACGUUGGACUGGUUGGUGUGUUACGAGUGGCAAGCGCGGGGAGCUUGGCGAAAGCGCACAACUUACAACCUUUCCAGUAAUCAUGUAAACAAAGGGCACUGACGAAAAGAUAGUGGUUCACAUUGCCACUUGUUUAUAAGAGCAUGACUGUUAUUUUUGUGGGGUUUUUAUUUUUCUGUUCUUUUCUCCUGUGGCCAGAUCUCUCUCUUUUCCUUUGUGUGUUCUCCCUUCCUACCUCUCUCUCCUGUUUUUCGUUGUUGUCAUUCCUGUGAAGCCGGCUGUGAAAUGUUUAUAGUCAAAACGGUGCGCAGUCGUCGCGUGGUCCUGUGUGUUCGAGCAGACACAAAACUAUGCAGUAAAACUUGCUCUCGUUUCGGAGAGAGCGCGAGCUUAAGCAACUCGUCUCGCCUUGGGAAGUCUGGUCGCGCGGGAGAGGAGAGAGAGGAGAGGAAGAGAGAGGAGAUGAUGAGAGAGGAGAGGAAGGGAUAGGAGAGAAGAGAGAGGAGAGAAGAGAUGAGGAAAGUGGAGAGAGCCAAGAGGGAGAGAGAGAAGGGGGGAUCUCAAUAUUUUGCGAGUUUGUACAAAAGUGUAGCGCAAGGCCUUAUCAAACGAGCUGUGAAACGCUGUGACGCCUGAUUUUUAGUGUUUUGCGGUUCGCCGACGGAGAAAGAGGGGGGGUGGUGGUGGGGGUGUGUGCGAUUUCUCGUUAUCGGUUGAAUGUGUGUACAGGUUUAAAAACACAACGUCCGUGCCCUGCUGUCGAAAAACAAAAACCACACACACACAAGUUGCACAAGAAACACGAGCGAGAGAGAGACGCAAAAGCGAGUCGUUGAGGAAUAUCUCAGGUGCUGGAGCGUGGCGCACCCUUUUAAACCCCCCCCCCCCCCCUCACCUCGGUUCUGGUAGGGAAAUUAACAACAAGCGCUGUCGACUGCAGAAACGGAAGACGCAUUCAAAUAGCCUGCUGCAUUGAGACUUACGGUUUUUCUUGCAAGUGCGUAAAUCAAGGAGGUGUCCGCCUACGGCAUUUCAUCUGCAUGUAGAAGCGACAGCAGUGUAGGAAACAAUUCACUUCUAAUUGUUACAUUUAUUUAAGGAACGUUUCUUUUCUUUUGUGCCGUGGUUUAUAAAUCGCUAACAAGAUAUGUUGAUGAUCGUUGAAAGUAUUUAUCCGCCUGUGCUUUGACGAUGCAAAAAAAAAUAUGCAACUGCUUCGGGAAAACAACAUCGGGGGGGAGGGGGUGGGUGGAAGGAGGUUCGAUUUCUCUCUCGAGCGUGCGAAACCGUGCAGUUUGAAAAUUAUUUUCGCUAUUUCUCUCUUUUUGGUAGCUGUUUUUGUGCAUGUUUAGCGACUUUAAUAGAAAGAAAAAAAAACUAAUCUCAUCUCUUGGUGAACACACGGUUGCAGGAAGUCGAUUGCAGGUACUCGUUAAAACUUCGUGAGAAAAACCAACGGACCUCUGCAAUGUAUGUUUAAAUAAGCGGACCACGUGAUUUUUUUUAAGUUGCGUAUAUUUUGAAUGCCAAUUGCUACUGCGUUUAAGUGUUGGGUUUUUUUUUACAUUGUGUACUGUCGUGAAACAUAUUGAGCCUUUAUCCCGUGGUGCUCAUUGUGAACUUAUUGGAAAUGUUUUUUUUUUUCAUAGUCUAAAGCGCUCGAUGAAAUAUGGUUGGUUGUGUGUUUUUUUUUUACUUUUUUUUAUUAAUAAUAAAGCAUUUUGUUGUUGUUAGGAGAUUUUAAUGAAUUUGACAGGUACUGGUGUGUAAAAGUCAUGUGUAUUAAUUGGUGAGCUGUUAAUCUUUGUGAUGCUGAUAUUUCUGUUCUCCCCUUUAUCCCUUUUUUUUGCUGAUGCCCCGACUGUUUACAUCCCUUUGCAGGCCUGCCGAGUGGCUUUAUCCCAAUAACGAAUAAACAACGUUUGGCAGCUGUUUAAAAACAAAGUUAUAACAACGCUAAUAACCACAGCAACAAACAACGGGAUAUGAAUGGAUCUGUGCGGAGCUGCCUUAGAAGUUCCUGGUGGCACGGGCAGGGGAGGGGGGGGUGGCUGGAGGUCCGUGGCAGAAUGCCACUUGGGGCCCUCUUUUGCAAGGCCCGUUGUGGGGCCCUCUUUUUGUGCGAGGCCUGGGGAAAAUGCCCCCGCCAGCCGUCGCCACCCAAUCUCUUCUAAACGUCCCUGGGUCUCUAAUAAUCGCCUAAUAAAGAGGGACUCUCAUUAGCUAUCGCCCGCCUUAGGGUUGUUUGUACUCGGGGAAAAGGGCGGGCCGCAAUGUAACCGAACGGACCAAUUUUGGAGUGUGGCUCAUCCCCCCCCCCCCAUCCCCCGUGAGCGUGAUUCGUGCCGUCCAUGCCGUGUCAUUGAAGGGUUUUAAUGCUUUGGUGGAAUUUCUCCUCGGGUUUUUUUCUUUCUGGGGGGCUGCGGUGGGGAGGGGAGGGGGGCAAACAAUCCGCACCCCCCCCCCCCUUUACCCGUGCUUGGUUAGAGGUGGUGGAACCAAAUGGCUGAACGCUUCUGAACGUGCGGGGCUCGAACUGGCACCGUCAGGACGUGUGCGGGGACGUGAAAAACGCGACCUUAACUUAUUUUAAGAAGAAAAUAAUAAUUCUUGAAAACAAAAAUAUAUCACGAUGACAGAAUAACGGUACGCCACUUUUCCAUUUUAUUCUGAAACGUUUGGAAGAAAAUCAACGGAGACGGAAACCGUUGGCUACGUAAAACGGGAGUUUCACAAGUACGAGUGAAUAACACUAAUCUUGGACGGCGAUGCGAUGUUGCCAGCGGCAUCUUUUUUAUAUACGGACACGACGGUCGAAGGGGUACGUUUCGUUACUGAUGCGCGGCACGCCAGAACCACGCGAAGCGAAUGCUGUAUGACCACGCCUCCACCUUUUAAUGCUUUUUUUCUCAAUUGUGAAUGUUUGACUUUUAUUAUUAAAGGAGAACACUUUGGCAGAAGUAAAUGUGAUUGUUUGAGCGCGCCUUGUGUACAAACCGUGCAUUCGGCCAAAGAUUGCACAUUUUGCGUGUGCGUGCGUAGACUCUGUUGACCGUUAGGACGAUUUGUCGCUUACGAAAUGUUGCCUGUUGUUGGGUGCACAAUUUUUUUUCUUUAUGGAAUAAAAAAAAUGGAACAAGAAAACGA